AUGCGUCUAGCUGCCUGCAGGCAGGACAUUGUCAUCUGGGAAAGCUACGAAGAGUCGACCUGCUCGGCACCCAUCCCGCCCUCACAGCUCACUCUUCGCCCCAGAUACAUUUCCUCCUCCGGGCCGGAAAACCCUUCGGGUUUCCACCCAACUCACAGUUCCAUCGUUAAGCUCGUCGCCCCGUUUCCCUCCGAGAAACAAAGCGUUCGAAACACAUGGGUCAAUGUUUUAGCCAACUGCCUUAGGUGGCGACGAGAGGUGGGUCUAUCAAAGUUGCGAUUAAACUUUCAGCAACGCUUUCCCGGAGUUUGCAUUUCGUUCGUGUACGAGCGGCUCAACGAUUUAUGUGUUUUGACAUUCGCGUAUGCCAUCCGCGAUGUCGAGCUUUCUGUCAUCGGUGGCGACUCGUGGUUGAUAGCGCCUGUAUCUUUGUCAGAAGUAGCUAAGGAGGAGUCUUUGGUUGCUCCAAACCAGACUGGAUUGCUUCCUGGCGAGACAUCGACGGGAGACCUUUAUCCCGAUGACCACAGAGGAGAGUGGCCUGUGGCUCUCAUGACGACGGUGUACCUGAAAAUGCUACAAGCACGUCUUCCCAAAGUGGUCAGUUGGAAGAGGCUGACGCUUAACACCCUCGUCUCACCAGGAGAAAUAAGAUCGUCAUGGAAGCCCACCCAGUGA
Molecule: messenger RNA, 678 nt
Organism: Pisolithus orientalis
Lineage: Eukaryota; Fungi; Basidiomycota; Agaricomycetes; Boletales; Pisolithaceae
Exons: 5
Coding region: 1-678 (225 amino acids)
Source: RefSeq, a predicted model, not a curated record